GGAUGCAUCUUCCUGUUCUCUAUCUGCUGCUCUUCCUCCUGAGCUCCAGUGCCAAAGCUGGGGAGAUCAUCGGGGGCACAGAGUGCAUACCACACUCUCGCCCCUACAUGGCCUAUCUGGAAAUUGAAACUUCCGAGAACCACCGGUCAGCUUGUAGUGGCUUCCUGAUAAGACGAAACUUUGUGAUGACUGCUGCCCACUGUGCAGGAAGGUCUAUAACAGUCCUCCUAGGAGCCCACAACAAAAAAGUAAAAGAAGACACAUGGCAGAGGCUUGAGGUUGAAAAUCAAUUCCCUCAUCCAGCAUAUGAUGAGCAUUUGAUGCUCAACGACAUCAUGUUACUGAAGUUGAAGGAAAAAGCCAACCUAACCCUAGGUGUGGGAACCCUCCCAUUCUCAGCUGAGUUCAAGUCCAUCACACCUGGCAGGGUGUGCCGGGCAGUUGGCUGGGGCAAAACAAACGUGAAUGAACCAGCCUCCGACACACUGCAAGAGGUGAAGAUGAGAAUUUUGGAUCCUCAAAACUGCAAUCACUUCCCUGAUUUUCACAACGAGCCCCAGCUGUGUGUGGGCAAGAAGAUGCGAAAUGUAUACAAGGGAGACUCUGGAGGACCCCUCCUGUGUGCUGGGAUAGCCCAAGGCAUUGCAUCCUAUGUACAUCAGAACGCAAAGCCACCUGCUGUCUUCACUAGAAUCUCCCAUUACAGGCCAUGGAUCAAUAAGAUCUUGAGGGAGAAUUAACUCUGGAGCUUGGACUAACCUGUGAGGAAAUCUGGAACUGGAAUUGAGCAGGUUUUCUGUGUCAUAUGCUCUGGCCUGCCUACUACCUGCAGAAGCCUUGCCAACUCCCCAGUCUCCCUGAAGGUUCUUAGAUGUCUCAGAAGGUUCCUAAAGGGCAAUACACCUCAAUAAAGACCCAGA
Microtus oregoni (creeping vole) is the source of this 920-nucleotide messenger RNA. RefSeq names its product chymase-like. Gene Ontology annotation, biological process: proteolysis. The transcript has 5 exons. Gene Ontology annotation, cellular component: intracellular membrane-bounded organelle; cytoplasm. Gene Ontology annotation, molecular function: serine-type endopeptidase activity. The record is from RefSeq and is a predicted model, not a curated record. Bases 3 to 740 code for a protein of 245 amino acids. Lineage: Eukaryota; Metazoa; Chordata; Mammalia; Rodentia; Cricetidae.